AUGACUCAGCAAGAAUACCGUUCCCCCUCACAACGCUUAUCCAAGGGGAGGAGCAUGUCGCUACCCAAAAUAUUUGCUCGUAAUUUGAGAUCUCUGCAAAACAAUGCACCUCCUGGCAAAAACAUCAAUGUCAAUUGUUUGAACGUCAAUUCUUGUUCGUUGUCCGCAAGCCCAAGCUCACAAAUUAAUAUGGCUUGUAAUGGAAACAAGCAAGAUCUUCCCAUACCGUUUCCCCUGCAUGUAGAAUGCAACGAUAGCUGGUCAAGCUCCAAACUUAACAAGUUCAAAUCAAUGUUUAAUCAUAACAGAUCAAAGAGCAGUGGUACUACAGAUGCGUCAACUUCAGAAAAAGGUACGCAUAAGCGUGAACCCCGGUCGACGAUACAUACAGAGCUGUUACAAAGUUCCAUUAUCGGUGAGCCAAAUGUCCAUAGUACUACAAGUAGCACACUUAUACCCAAUGAGGCGAUAUGCUCCACACCUAAUGAGAUCUCAGGUAGCUCUUCUCCGGACGCGGAGUUAUUUACCUUUGACAUGCCCACAGACCCGUCAUCCUUCCACACUCCUAGCUCCCCAAGUUAUAUAGCAAAGGACAGUAGAAACCUGAGUAAUGGAUCUUUGAAUGAUAUUAACGAAAAUGAAGAGCUCCAAAAUUUCCAUAGAAAAAUCAGCGAAAAUGGCAGUGCCUCCCCCCUGGCUAACUUGUCAUUAUCCAAUUCACCAAUUGAUUCCCCAAGGAAAAAUAGCGAAACCAGAAAGGAUCAAAUACCUAUGAACAUAACACCACGUUUAAGGAGGGCCGCUUCCGAACCGUUCAAUACGGCAAAGGAUGGGUUAAUGCGGGAAGAUUACAUUGCCUUGAAACAACCUCCAAGCUUGGGAGAUAUUGUAGAACCGAGGAGAUCUCGUCGUUUAAGAACCAAGUCAUUCGGUAACAAGUUCCAAGACAUUACUGUCGAACCUCAAUCCUUCGAAAAAAUUAGACUACUUGGCCAAGGUGACGUAGGUAAAGUGUAUUUAGUGAGGGAACGCGAUACCAACCAGAUAUUCGCCCUGAAAGUUUUGAAUAAACAUGAGAUGAUCAAGAGGAAGAAAAUUAAACGAGUACUCACUGAACAGGAAAUUCUCGCGACAAGUGAUCAUCCAUUUAUUGUGACACUGUAUCAUUCCUUUCAAACCAAAGACUAUUUGUAUCUCUGUAUGGAAUACUGCAUGGGAGGGGAAUUCUUUAGAGCCUUACAAACAAGAAAAAGUAAAUGCAUUGCAGAAGAAGAUGCGAAGUUUUACGCCAGUGAAGUAGUAGCAGCUUUGGAAUAUUUACACCUACUGGGCUUCAUAUACAGAGAUUUGAAACCCGAAAACAUAUUACUGCAUCAAUCUGGUCAUGUCAUGCUUUCUGACUUUGAUUUAUCCAUCCAAGCAACGGGAUCAAAAAAACCCACCAUGAAAGACUCUACGUAUUUAGAUACAAAAAUUUGUUCAGAUGGAUUCAGAACUAAUUCCUUUGUUGGUACUGAAGAGUAUUUAGCUCCAGAAGUAAUCAGAGGGAAUGGCCACACUGCAGCAGUAGACUGGUGGACUUUAGGAAUAUUGAUUUACGAGAUGCUAUUUGGCUGUACUCCAUUUAAAGGAGAUAAUUCAAAUGAAACAUUCUCUAACAUUUUAACCAAGGACGUCAAAUUUCCACAUGAUAAGGAAGUUUCGAAGAAUUGUAAAGACCUGAUAAAGAAACUACUAAACAAAAACGAGGCAAAAAGGCUUGGUUCCAAAUCAGGAGCUGCAGACAUAAAGAGACAUCCCUUCUUCAAAAAAGUUCAGUGGUCGUUCUUAAGAAACCAAGACCCCCCUCUAAUACCUGCAUUAAAUGAUAACGGCUGCGAACUUCCUUUUAUAUUGUCUUGCAAUAAACACCCGAAAAGGAACUCAGUGAGUGAACAGGAAACCAAAAUGUUCUGUGAGAAAGUUGCAAACGAUGAUGAAAUUGAUGAGGCUGAUCCAUUCCAUGAUUUUAAUUCUAUGAGUUUAACGAAGAAAGAUCACAAUAUCUUAACCUACUCUGAAAAUUAUACCUACGGAAAAAUUCUAUACAAAGCAACUUGUACAAGGCCAAGGCAUAACAGCUCACAUAGAAGUUUCUUUAAAGACAUCAUACCUGAACUAUAA
Saccharomyces cerevisiae S288C is the source of this 2163-nucleotide messenger RNA. It is a transcript of the gene KIN82, whose product is annotated as putative serine/threonine protein kinase KIN82. The transcript has a single exon. Lineage: Eukaryota; Fungi; Ascomycota; Saccharomycetes; Saccharomycetales; Saccharomycetaceae. Gene Ontology annotation, molecular function: ATP binding; protein kinase activity; protein serine kinase activity. The record is from RefSeq and is marked reviewed. Gene Ontology annotation, biological process: regulation of membrane lipid distribution; response to pheromone triggering conjugation with cellular fusion. Bases 1 to 2163 code for a protein of 720 amino acids.